AUGGAUUCAAAUGCAUCAGGCUACCGUCUAAACCAUGCUGCUCUUUCCUUUUAUCAAAGCAAAGAGGAAGCCAACAUUAUCGACCUCGGGCUAAGUCUUAAAACUUUGCAGCCGGAUGCAUAUUAUCCUUCUGGUCAUGAAAAGUAUGAAGUCCUGGUAGAUUGGCAGCAGCUGCAUCCCCAGUUAAAAAGCAGUAUCGAUGUAUAUCCACGAAAAAUAAAGGAAAAUUGCGAUGAUGAAGCAGAAGGGAUUCAAAGCAAAGAGCGUUGGGCUUACGUGAAAGUUAACAUGGAUGGGGUAGUAGUUGGCAGGAAGAUUUGUAUCCUUGAUCAUAUGGAUUAUUUAAGCCUUGCACUUCAACUAGAAGACAUGUUUGGGAAUCAAUCCAUAGCCGGUCUGCAUCUGUUUGAAGCUGAGUCUGAAUUCUCCUUGUUUUACAAGGACAAAGAUGAGCAAUGGAGGACUGUUGGAGAUUCUCCAUGGAAGGAUUUUGUUGAUAGCGUAAAACGGCUGAGAAUUGUGCGCAAGGAUGAAGCUGAUGUUCCCUUCAUAAUUCAAUGA
This is a messenger RNA of Fraxinus pennsylvanica, 561 nucleotides long. The record is from the annotation of a GenBank genome assembly. Lineage: Eukaryota; Viridiplantae; Streptophyta; Magnoliopsida; Lamiales; Oleaceae.